Amyelois transitella is the source of this 3035-nucleotide messenger RNA. RefSeq names its product DNA ligase 4 (gene DNAlig4). The transcript is spliced from 14 exons. Gene Ontology annotation, biological process: DNA recombination; DNA biosynthetic process; double-strand break repair via nonhomologous end joining. The record is from RefSeq and is a predicted model, not a curated record. NCBI's taxonomy places the organism in Eukaryota, Metazoa, Arthropoda, Insecta, Lepidoptera, Pyralidae. Gene Ontology annotation, molecular function: DNA ligase (ATP) activity; ATP binding; DNA binding. The coding region runs from base 289 to 2994 and encodes 901 amino acids. Gene Ontology annotation, cellular component: DNA-dependent protein kinase-DNA ligase 4 complex; DNA ligase IV complex.
CGUCUCUAUGGUUAACCUCAAUCAAUAUAAACAAACAAAAAUCUAGUUAGGAUUAGGACAAUAUUGCUUGAUUCAUAGGUUUGUUUACUUUUUUAUUUAAUUGAUGAAAUAAAAAUUCUGCUUUAAUAAUAUGAAUUGUUGUUUGCAUUACGAAUUCAAUUUCAAAGAACUUAUAAGCGAAUUACAUUUAUUAAAUCCACCGGUCUGCUCCAGUCCAGAAAUUACCUGCUCACUACGAACUUUUUGCAGGAACAAUUCAUAGCCUAUAUCUAUUUCAUAAAGAUAAUCAUGGAUAUAGAAGAAGUUGUGCCAGUAAAUUCUGUUGCUUUCGCGGACUUAUGCUCCGUUUUGGAUCAGCUCUACGAAGUACAGAGGAAUCACAGGAAACAACAGAACAAAACAAGGGGUAUAAGAGAGGAACAAGAAAAUAUUUUGAAGAAGUUUUUAAAUGAAUGUAAAUUAGCUUCUGCUAAAGUUACAGAAAAAAAGAAUUCCAGCCUUUUUAAUAUCCUUCGCCUGUUACUCCCCAUGUGGGACCGUGAGAGGAGUCCAUACAACAUGAAACAGAGCAAACUGGGUGCGUUGUUGGUCAAGGUUCUGGCUAUUAAGGACUCGUUAGAUGCGCAGAAGCUUCAGAACUAUAAAUCCGCGGCUACCACUAAUGCGCCGGAUUUUGCUGAGGUCGCCUACAUUGUGCUCAAGAAAAGGUUCGGGGAAAAACCUGGAUACCUAGAUGUGGGGAAAGUGAACGCGCUUUUAGAUAAAAUAGCGACGGCCGAAGUGGGAAAUAAAGGACCUGUUCUUGACGAAGCAUUCAAAUUCGCCCUAAACAAAAUGAGUCCAGCACAGUUCAAAUGGUUUCUGAGGAUCAUACUCAAAGAUAUGAAACUGACGAUGGGAACCAAUCGCAUUUUAGCGGCUUUCCAUCCUGACGCACCGACCUACAACAAAGAAUGCAAUAAUUUAUUUAAAGUUUGCGAGAUGUUUGACGAGGGUAAUACUCGGCCUGUAGAGAUGGGCGUACAGUUAUUCUGUCCAGUUUGUCCUAUGCGCUGCGAACGACUUGAUGUGACGGAGGCAAAUAUUAUUCUGUCUGUGGAUAAAACGUACUUUAUUGAAAACAAAUUUGACGGAGAACGUUUUCAGAUCCAUAUGGAGAAUGGUAUUUUCGAGUAUUUUUCCCGACGAGGCCACAAUUAUUCAGAAAACUAUGGCAAGACUUACGAAUCUGGAUUGUUGACUCCGAAUCUGAAGGACUGCUUUAUAGCCAGCGUCUCCAGCUUCAUAAUAGAUGGAGAGAUGAUGGGCUGGCACAAAUACAGCAAAACAUUUAAAAUCAAAGGUGAACCUUUCGAUGUAAAGAAAAUAACGGAGAAGUCCAGUUUACGUCCUUGUUUCAUUGCAUACGAUGUGCUAAUGUACAAUGGGAGGUCGCUAGUGGGCCAAGCGGCAUCGGGAGGUUUGCCGCUCGCCCAACGUCUGCCGAUGUUAGAUGACAUGUUCCAUGAUGUCACUGGCGUCAUACUGCAUAGUAAGCGGGAGAUUGUUAAGGAUAGAUCGGAUAUAAUGACCAAGUUAAACGAUGCCAUAGAGAAGGAAGAGGAAGGUAUUGUCAUAAAAGAUGCUUCAUCCUACUAUUUGCCCAGCGCGACGCGGGGUGGCUGGUACAAAUGUAAACCUGAGUACACGAAGUCAACAAUGAGUGAUAUGGACCUGGUCAUCAUAGGCGCGGACGAAGCCGCUAACAAGCGACAGGGGCGCGCUAAUACCUUCCACGUUGCCUGUGCAGACGUCACCAAUCCAGGUGAGCCUCCGCUUCGUUGGCUGUGCGUAGGCCGAGUAUCAACAGGCCUAUCGUUCGAAGAACUAAGAACCCUGUGCGCAGCUUUAGAACGGCAUUGGGUGCCGCGGCAAACGAGGCCGCCGCCGGCCGCACUCGUCUUUAGCAAACAGAAGCCUGACUUGUGGAUCUUGCCGGAGCAUUCUGUUGUUUUACAGGUACGAGCUACGGAACUUAUUCGUAGUGCGGAAAGUGCCAUAGGAUAUACUAUACGCUUCCCGCGAAUAGAGCGUCUGCGCGAAGACAAGCCUGUCAACGACGUCAUGACGCUGCAAGAGUUCAAUAACCUCAUAUCUAAUAAAAACAGCGUGACGAAACUAGCCACCAGUUUAGUAAGUGCGGACCAAAUGGAGAGUGGUCAGGUGAAAAUCACGAGAAAGCGGAAAUUAAAAGAAGAGCCAAGAGUAGCGUCACAUUUGCGUGUAAUUUCAUCCACAGAUGUGGAGGCCAAGUCGAGAGCUUUAUUGAAUCGUAAAAUAUGUUUACUGUCGGGCGAUGAAGACUGUUCGAUAGAAGAAUUGGACAGGAUAGUGAGGUCCCAUAGUGGGAUUCGCGUCGCUAAUGUAGGCAAUGACACAUGGUGCGCGGUGGUAGGCAAAUCCACCGCGCUUGCCCUACGCAUCAUUAAAUCUGAAGAGGUUGACGUCACCUCUACAACCUGGCUCCGAUCUCUGGAGCUUUCCCAAGAGCCUUGUCGAAUAGAACCUUUGGAUUUAUUGGCGAUGAAAUGGGAGACUAGGAAAAGCCUUUGUAUGGAAUUCGAUCAAUACGGAGAUAGUUACACCAAGCCGAUUGAUAUGAACACGAUGAAGCGAUGUUUUGAUAAAAUGGACAGUGAACCAAAGAUACACCUAACGCAACAAGAAAUGUUGGAAAUCGACAAGGAGUUAUUCGGCGAAGCCAACCCUUUCUCAUUCUUAAGAUGUUGCUGCAUAUAUUUUAUGAACCAACGCUGCGUUCUGUCCUUUAGAGCGCGAAUGUUCGGGGCUACUGUAUGCAAGGCGUCGUGCCCCGGUCUAACGUACGUGGUUGUAGGAAAAUCGUCGAAAAUUGAAGAUGUCGAGAAAUUAAAAAGUGAAACUGAUGCUUCAUUUGUAACUGAAGAAUGGAUGCAACAGUGCCUUGUUGCUAGAAAAAUAUUGCCGGUGAUAUAAUGAGUUAUUUAUUUGUAUUAAUAAUAAUUAUACACAUGAUA